UUAAAUCUAAAUCAAGUUUAUAUUAAAUUCAUCAUAUACAAGCUCCUUGAAUUUUCUUGUCCUGAUCAGGUAUAGUAUUAUUUGUGGACUAAUUUUCAGAGAGAUAUGGGUAUAUUUCCUGGCUUUAGCUUGAUCAAUCAGAACACAAAACAGCCUACAAAGGCUGAAUCCAAGAAAUCUGGGAAAGUGAAACCAAAGUCAGUGUCAGAGACUUAUCCUGAGGACAGAGAGGAAUUAAAGAAGCAAAUGAAACUUUGGAGAGCUUCAGAGAAGAAGUAUGCAUGGCAUGAUUAUCCUCCUAAGGUGAAGGUGACAAAAUAUGAGGAUCUUUGCCAUAUGAACAUACAAUUUACAAUUGGAUUGCCUCCUGAAGCAGUCUUCGACAUUUUCACUACUUACGAGAACCCAUCAUGGUACUCAAUGAUGAAAAAGCGCCCAAUUCUGGAACACAGAUCAAGUAAAGUUCUUAGCGAUCGUGGACCGACAGAGAAGCUUGUGCAAGUGGAAAAAGAGGCGCCAUGGAGGUUCCUUUGGUGGUCUGGAGCUAUCCCGGUACAUCUAAAUCUCAACGAGAGCCGAAAAGAUUUCAGCGCACUAUAUCUGAUUCCGAAAAAGAAUAUGAUGUUCAAAGAGUUCAAUGGUAAGUGGAAAAUAGAGCCAUGGUACAUAGACAACAGUCGCUAUUGCAAGCCGAGGCUGCCAAAGAAUCGAGAAGAGUAUAGACAAUGUACCGGCGGAAAAGGAUUGAUUGGCUCGAGAGUGACAGUGGACCAGUCUUUUAAGCCAUCUUCUUAUCUUAAUUUUCCACCGCUUUCAUGGUACAUUCGUAGGGUCACCAUCAAGACCACCAAGGCUCUAGUCGAAGAUCUUCAAGUUCGGGCAGCCAUUAUCAAAAGCGUUUGAACUCUUUCAAAUUCGAUAUUGGCUAGUUAUACCAUUUGGAUAUAAAUAUUAAAAUCAAACAUUGGAAUAUUAUAACAGAAUCAAGUUGUAAUAGAAUCAAGUUCUGACCAAGAAAAAAAACAAAAGAAAGAAUAUCACUUCAUAUAAAU
Messenger RNA from Camelina sativa (false flax), 1052 nucleotides. RefSeq lists its product as uncharacterized. NCBI's taxonomy places the organism in Eukaryota, Viridiplantae, Streptophyta, Magnoliopsida, Brassicales, Brassicaceae. The record is from RefSeq and is a predicted model, not a curated record.